Annulohypoxylon truncatum is the source of this 1012-nucleotide messenger RNA. RefSeq names its product histone-fold-containing protein. The record is from RefSeq and is a predicted model, not a curated record. Gene Ontology annotation, molecular function: protein heterodimerization activity. NCBI's taxonomy places the organism in Eukaryota, Fungi, Ascomycota, Sordariomycetes, Xylariales, Hypoxylaceae. The transcript is spliced from 4 exons. Bases 222 to 836 code for a protein of 204 amino acids. Gene Ontology annotation, cellular component: nucleus; CHRAC.
GUUCAUAUUUCUAGACCUGAGCUCUAUUAGCGAGUUUCUAAUCUUGGUUCCACCAUUUACAAUUAAGAUUUGUCUCACUUGAAGGUGUACGCAGUUUUUGCAGUUUUCAUAUGCUAACGCACCUCAUAGCUACCCACUCCAACAAAUUCGGCUUUCAGGGCCGUUGACUAAAUCGUAUUCCUCCACGAGCCGUUUCUUUCAUCUAAAAGAGAAUCGUCAAUAUGCCUUACAACACCACAGCAAUCCCUCCUCGCAAGGAGGUAACCGGCCAGACGCAGCUCCCUCUAUCACGAGUGAAGAAGAUCGUCGCACAGGACCAGGACAUCGGCAUCUGCUCCAACAACGCCGCCUUCGUGAUCACUCUCGCCACCGAGAUGUUCAUCCAGUACCUCGCAAGCGAAGGCUUCAACAUGGCGCGCAUGGAGCGCAAGCCGCGCCGCAACAUCCAGUACAAGGACCUCGCCUCCGCCGUCGCCGCCAAGGAGAACCUCGAGUUCCUCGAGGACAUCGUGCCGAAGACGGUGCCGUACAAGCGCGUCAAGGCGGAGGCGGCGGCGACCCGCGCGCAGCUCAGCAGCAACGUGCCAGCCGGAGAAGCCGCCGGAGCCGCCGACCGCCCGGGCGAGACCCAGCGCGCCGACGCCGCCGCCAACGGCAAGAAGCACAGGCCGAGCACCAGCCGCUCGAGCCUGAACGGCAGCUUCGUCGGCGCCAGUGGUGCCCGCAUAGUGAGCGAUGACGACGGCACGGAGGCGGACCCCGCGGAUCAGUUGCGUGCUGAGAUGCGGGAGGCUAGCCGGGGAGGACGGGAUGAGGAUGUGGAUAUGACCGGUUAGGGAAUUGGUGACGUUCGACGGUUCUGUAAUCCCUUCUAGGUCUGUGAACAAAGUGUGGAAUAGAGUCUGGAUCCCGAAAUAUCGGAUACGUGGAUAGGGGUACCUUUACAGCACGAAUUUUGGCGUUGGGGAGUAAUUGGCAUUGUACAUGCACACACGCACGAAUACACACAUAA